This is a messenger RNA of Heterotrigona itama, 1768 nucleotides long. NCBI's taxonomy places the organism in Eukaryota, Metazoa, Arthropoda, Insecta, Hymenoptera, Apidae. The record is from the annotation of a GenBank genome assembly.
AAUCACCUCGUACUCGGUCGUACCAUCAGUUACGAAUCACCCUGUGUUUCAUCGAAAUAUAUAUAUACGCAAGAUAUUCGAUUGAAAAAUUAUAAAGUCCUUUUGGUUUAAAACGGCGAUCAUUAUGAGUGGUUCCGGAAAAGGCCUCCUUGGGGUGUGGCUGUACAGAAGAGGUGAACACUGGGCCAUUAAAGAAGGAAGCCCCAUACACAAGCCGAGCGAUAUCCCCAUGGUCGAGCGCAAAUCGAGCAACGAUAAUAAAAACUCCGUCGUCUUCUCUUUGAAAAACCAAGUCGGUGGCUUGGCACGGGCACUACAAGUUUUUCAGGAUCUGGGUGUGAAUGUUAUUCACAUCGAGUCGCGGAAGUCGUUGCGUCGCGGUUCUGAAUUCGAAAUCCUCGUUGACGUGGAAUGCGAUUCGAAAAGAAUGGAACAAUUGACAAGGAUGUUGAGCCGAGAAGUGGCUGCUAUUAAUUUGGCACAGUACGAGCAAACAGGAAAUAUUCCUCACGCUCCAUCACUUUCCGCAGCUCCAAGUUUUGAUUUCAGUGAAGUAGAUAUGCCUUGGUUUCCACGAAAAAUAUCGGAUCUAGAUCAGGCUCAAAACGUGCUUAUGUACGGAUCCGAAUUGGAUGCAGAUCAUCCGGGGAACCGUUUUUCGUGAGUUGCAUCAACUUUAUCAGAAACAUGCUUGCAACGAGUAUUUGGAAAAUUGGCCGAAGCUGGUCAAGUAUUGCGGCUAUAGGAACAACUGGAUUUCAACUUCGACCCGUGGCAGGUUACCUUUCACCAAGAGAUUUUUUGGCCGGCCUUGCUUUUCGCGUAUUCCACUGUACGCAAUACGUUCGACACUCGUCCGAUCCCUUUUACACACCUGAACCAGACUGCUGUCACGAAUUGUUGGGACACAUGCCGCUUCUAGCGAAUCCAAGUUUCGCCCAAUUCUCGCAGGAACUUGGACUUGCUUCGCUCGGAGCUUCGGACGAAGACAUCAAUAAAUUGGCAACUCUCUAUUUCUUCACUGUGGAAUUUGGAUUAUGUAAGCAAGAUGGCAUACUUCGUGUCUACGGCGCUGGUUUAUUGUCUUCCGUCGCUGAACUCAAACAUGCAGUUUCCGUGCCCGAGAAAACGUUCCGAUUUGACCCGGAAAUGACUUGCAAACAGGAAUGCAUCAUCACUGCGUUCCAAAAUGCGUAUUAUUACACGGAUAGCUUUGAAGAGGCGAAAGAAAAAAUGCGAGCUUUUGCAAAUCAAAUACAGCGUCCAUUUGGAUUACGCUAUAAUCCCUAUACACAAUCAGUAGAAGUUCUCACGGAUGCUCAAAAAAUCACGGCAGUGGUCAGUGAACUUAGGGGUGACCUGUGUAUCGUGUCGAAUGCCCUGAGGAAGAUACACGAACAAGACGAUACAGUGGACGUUGAAAGGAUAACUAAUCUUUUAACGCAAGGUAUCGAAUUGCCUCAAGAUACCUCGUCCUCCGACAGCGAUAUUGACAAAAGUCCUAAUGUCGAGGCGCCUGAGAAUUCAAUAAAAAAUCAGAAUGAAAACUAUUCUUGCGACGACAUGAUUAAGUAGAAUUCGUUUUAUAGACAAUUAAGAUUACAUGUUUAUUGUAAAUUGUUUUUAAUUUAUGAACAUUGUUUCUGUGAACGUAGUCUGCAAAUAGAAUUAUAUGUAGAUACAUGAUGAUACAUGAGUUCAAAGUUAUAUAAUAAUAUAUGACGUGUGGAUAAAUAGUUGUUUGUGCUUGUAGAAAAUUACAUUUAAA